AUGACGUGGUUGUUUUGCGUGUUCGUCGGUGUGGCUCUGCGACUCGAAUACCUUCUCGCCAAGCACAUCCUCGAGUCGCGUUUCCCCGAAUGGACCAACAACAAGCGUCGCAUUUUCGCGGUUCGCGUCGUCUCGUGCACGCAUGCCACCAUUUCGGCACUCGGAUGUAUUUGCAGUUUGCUCUUCGAUCUGAACCUUGUGAGGGAACCAUAUGAAUACAGCAACAGCUCGGCAGCCUACAUUUUUCUCUUCUCAAUGGGUUAUUUCCUGUACGAUUUGAUGGACAUGUACAUUCACGGAGAGUUGCCCAACUCAAAGGAGUAUUUUGUGCAUCAUUCAUUGGUCCUCAUCGCCUUUUCGAUUAUUUUAUUAUCCGGGCGCCUCUUCGGCUUCGCGAUGAUCGGUCUUUUGGUUGAGGUGCAAACGAUUUUCCUGCACGUGCGCACAAUGGUUCGACUUCUCGGAGCGAGUCGAGAGCAUAAAAUGUACUCACAUCUCAUCAAUCUCAACAUGUGGUGUCUCUUCGUCUUCCGCCAUUUGCCCAUCACCUUUUUGUUGUACUUCUUGACGGUGAAGGAUGAUAAGGUUCCAACGGUGCUUCGAUUGUUCCUCGUCGGUGGGCUCACCUUCCUCGAAUAUCACAACACUCAUCUCACGAUCUCGAUGGCCAAAACGGAUGGUUUCUUUGGUUUUCCGGGUGUGGCCACAUUGGAUGAGGACAGCUGUGAUCCGUUGGGAGCGGUGAAUAGUGAAAAGGAGAAAGCAGCGAAACCGGCAAACGGCCACUCGAUCACCAAUGGGAAAGCAAAGAGAAUCGAC
Molecule: messenger RNA, 819 nt
Organism: Mesorhabditis belari
Lineage: Eukaryota; Metazoa; Nematoda; Chromadorea; Rhabditida; Rhabditidae
Source: the annotation of a GenBank genome assembly